Penicillium expansum is the source of this 1572-nucleotide messenger RNA. RefSeq lists its product as uncharacterized. Gene Ontology annotation, cellular component: nucleus. The coding region runs from base 1 to 1572 and encodes 523 amino acids. The record is from RefSeq and is a predicted model, not a curated record. Gene Ontology annotation, biological process: positive regulation of transcription by RNA polymerase II. The transcript has 5 exons. Lineage: Eukaryota; Fungi; Ascomycota; Eurotiomycetes; Eurotiales; Aspergillaceae. Gene Ontology annotation, molecular function: DNA-binding transcription factor activity; transcription cis-regulatory region binding.
AUGUCUCCAGUGGAUUCUGUUGCGCCCAAGAAGCGGUCCCGAAGCGCACAGAAUAGCCAGAAAGGCCAGAUGAGGGCAAAAUUAAAGCGAGACGGCCCAGAAACUAAUCUGCGCCAGAGCACAGCGACCAAUAUGUCAGAUGUAUCCCUGGAUACUGACCUUCACAACAUGGGAUCUGUCUCCCAGCCCCCAGAAGAAGAGAAUAUAUCGUUUCUCGAAGCGCUCAGCGCAGAAAGUCUCAACGGCAAUUUUAGUACCCACUUUGAUAUGUCAAUAUCCUCGUCCGAUUCGAAUACGAUCAACUGUGCUUCUGCGAACACCUGGGUGACGGAUUAUGAUUUUCUGGAUGAAAAUGCAGAAAUUCUCGACUCCUCGCUGCUUGGGUCAUCCUGCGAUCCAUAUUUAUAUCAAGCACCGGCAGAUCGCUUUGAUCAAACUCUCUUUUGCCACUAUAUGGAGAAUCUAUCUUUGCAGCUAUAUCCAAUCAAACUGGACAAUAAUCCUUACCGUAAAGUAUACGGAUCAUUGGCGACCGAGUCACAGCUUGUGUUCAAAGCGAUCUUGUUAGCCUCGGCUUUACAUCUUUCAAAGCUGGGCAAGUUACCAUCCUUUGCCGUCAAGCCUUACCGGUGGGCAAUGCAACGUUCGUUUCGGGAUUCCGUGCAAACGAAAAGCGCGGAGUGGAGUCUGGGAGCGACUGUUCUUCUUUCUAUCAUUUUCGAUGUGAUCGGUACUGGCACCGAUAAAUGGAGCUCGAAGCUCCUCGGAUGUCGUCAGCUAUUGGAACGGACGCUCUCAACUCGGGAUGGUAACGUGGAUGCAGGGCUCCGAUGCUUGCUGCUGCAGUACAACUGGGCAGUCACGAUGAGCAAAACAAUGCUCAGAGGAGUGGUCUCUGAGGCUGUGUUCGACGAAUUGAAAUGUAUCGACGAAAUCACAGCGCUCAGAGAUGUAGUUGCAGACGAGGACAUGGCCCUCCACCAAUCCCAGUGGUGGGAUGAUUUGCCUGACUAUCAAAUGCAUUUAUUCCUGCGCCAGGCCACGGAAUAUUCAAUUACAAUAGAGCAGCUGAAACUUUCCCCAGACAGCACAGACCAAAUACUUCAGAUGAUGCCACACGUGGCUCAGCUUGUCAACAAGAUACAAACUUGGAAGCCCAGGGCUGUGACGGUCCAGUCCAAAUAUAUGGAGUCGAUUCAUUACUUUAACGAAAUCUGGAGACUGGGCAUGAUAUGUUUGGUCCAUGGCGAGAUAUAUGGCUUAGAUUCGAGUGAUCACUUCAUUCAAACUUGCGUCGAGGAUGCCCUUGAUCAUCUUCGGAAGCUGACUUGGUUACAGGCUUGUCUGUUUCCGUUGUUUAUGAUUUCUGUGCAUGCACAAACCGCGAUUGCACGCGCUGCCUUUGAGUCCAAGUUGAAGAAAAUGCAUGAGUCAUCUGGAUUUCAAAGUUUGUUGUCAGUCGCGUGUGUUCUCAAGACGAUAUGGGAACGGUCUGAUGCCACUGUAGGAAGGAGGUUUAGAUGGAGAGAUGUCCUCAAAGAUCUGAACAUGGAGCUGAACAUCUUACUGUGA